CUCUAGCGUCUAGCUCAACUAGCACAAGGUGCUCUGCUGUUUGCAUAUAUUGUACUUGGAUAUGUAAUUCUUAUCUACAUAUUUCAACAUCCGACUUUCUCCUAUUUGAAACAUUAAUUUAUAAUUUCAAGGGAGUCUUGUGUCUUUCCACCUUACCUAAAUAUAUAACCACCUCACAUCGACUUAUAAUAAGUCACCUUAGCCACUUAUACACUUCCAACAUCUACACACCUUGUACGCACCUAAAAAUCGGUCAAGACCAGUAACGUGCUGCCACCCACCGACUCUCCCCACCUCGUGUCUGCAGCGUCGUCAGCUGUGAAUUGGAAAUACCACAUACCCGAUCUGGAUACUCAAUACCUGCUCUAUCCAAUUGUUCCUCGUAUCGAAACCCUCGCUCUUAUAAGCCCGCGCAGCCGCCUGGUGCCGAGGUGAUUGUCCAACUUGAUGCUCGCGGAAAUCCUGGAUAGAAGAUGCGGUUGACCUUCUGCCGGCAUGUCGCGCUCCUUUCGAUAGCUGCGACCACACUUGCGCUCGCUGAUUCCAUCGUUAAUCCGCUCGAGUACGGGACCUUCGAAGACUUCUCUCCCGUCCAUAAGAGAGCGAUCGAUUGCCCCGAUAAUUUUUUCAGUUGCGAGGAUCGGGGUCCCGUCUUCGAAGGAACUUGUUGCCAAAAUGGACAGCUAUGUGCUUUAGAUGCCUAUAGCUCAGCGGCCUGUUGCCCUACUACAGCAACGUGUACUGGAGUAGCGCCAACCGGCACAACACCCUCUGUGUCCUACGUGAGCAAUACGUACUUCUCAUUUCCAUAUAUACCGACAUCGUUUGCGAACUCGGUAGCAUGUACAUCAGCUCUUAACCAGUGCUCGAGGAAUUACGCAUCGUGUGUUUCGGGUUUAGGUGGAAGUAGCGCGGCUUAUGGCGUGACCAUCGUGGUUCCGGGAGGCGGCGGGACGACAAUUGCUGCCACGCAAGCUACCGGACUUCCGGCGCCGUCGGCAACAUCUGUUUGCUCAAGCCUAUCAUCCGAGGCUUGUUACAACUUGCAUAGUGCUCAAUGCACGCAAGCUGGCACAACCGGGGGUUUCAUCAUCGGCACCGGAAAUGCCGCCGCACGACCUACCGCUGCUUCUAUAAUUACCGUCGUCGCCGGCAUUGGAUUGAGUCUCGUUGGAGGUUAUAUAUGAGCGCUCGUCGAACGACUAUCAUUCAUAGCUAGGUACCUAAGACGACUUGAAUCUUCAACUGGCCUGCUGAUGUGCUCGGGGAUCCCGAGGAUCCAAAUAUUGAUGGAAUGACGUCACGAAUUGUUAUGGCCCUUUUCUAAAUGUGUAUAUUUGGCUGGCAUAUCUAGAUAUGUGCCUAUAAUAUGGGGACUUGGGGCUUUGCAAAUAGAAACGGAACGAAUGAAGGAACGUUUUCCUUGGACAUUGGGGGAUUGGGAUGGGGAUGGGGACGGCAUCUCAUUUACAUAGUGGGUUAUCAAAAUGAAUGAAACAAUAAUGAACAACUCUUUCAUCAUAAC
Messenger RNA from Daldinia vernicosa, 1525 nucleotides. RefSeq lists its product as uncharacterized. The coding region runs from base 474 to 1187 and encodes 237 amino acids. The transcript has 2 exons. The record is from RefSeq and is a predicted model, not a curated record. NCBI's taxonomy places the organism in Eukaryota, Fungi, Ascomycota, Sordariomycetes, Xylariales, Hypoxylaceae.